GAGUGAGAGGAAAGUAAAAAAAAGAUGAAAUAUUAUAUCCCUUCGGUUAUUCGCCGCUUUCAAACAAAAAAUUCUUUACUUUACCUCUACAUAUUCCUCUAUAUUUUCCAUUUCUUUUAAAAAAGCCAAAUGCUUCUUCUUCUUUUCGUUAUCCACAAAAAGCACCGCCCUUUCCGUUAAUUCUGAGGCUUUUCUUUUAUCCAAGAGCUUUUUUUAUUUUCUUUUUGCCCAUUCAAUCCCCUUUGGCGCAUUUUGUGGAUUGAAUUUCUCAUGAACAAAUACUUCCAAAUAACUAAAAAGCUAACAGACUUGGCUUUCUCAAAACCUUUUAUUUCCAUCAUUUUCCCUCAAAUUCAGAAAUUUGCGCGAGAAAUUACACCAAAUCGACUACUAUAUAUCUUUGAAGGAAUCCAAUACUUUUUUUAUUUUUAAUAUAUUCUUUUUUACUUUGAAAGCAACCUGAGCUUCGAUAUUCUUUUUUUAAUCCAAAUAAUCAUCUUUCUUAACAUACUUUUUACUCAUUUUUCUUUUUUCUGUGACACUUCAAAUUGAGACGAUACUUACAACUUGACACCGUCUCGAAAUCGGAGCUGAACUAUUUUAAACAAAAAAAGAGUAGAAAAUGGCUAUUGCCCAACAGAAUUAUUGCCAACAAAGUUUUUAUUCUGAUUUUAUAUAUUCUGUCGAACAAGUUAAUUUUUUAUGUGAAGUUAUGCAAAGACAUAAUUUAAUAGACAAUUUGGCAAGAUUUUUAUGGACAAUUCCACCAAUAGAAGAAUAUCGUUAUAGUGAAAGUGUUUUGAAAGCACAAGCUUUUAUUUCUUUUCAUAAACAUAAUUUUAAAGAAUUAUAUACAAUAUUACAAUCACAUAAUUUCUCUCCUAUACAUCACCCUGAAUUACAGGCAAAAUUUAAAAUUAAUUUAAAUAUUGACCUUUGGAUGAAAGCACAUUAUUGUGAGGCGGAGAAAAUUCGUGGCCGUGAGGAAACUUUGGGGGCUGUAAGUAAAUAUCGAAUUCGGAGGAAAUUUCCGUUGCCAAGAACUAUUUGGGAUGGAGAAGAAACUAGUUAUUGUUUUAGAGAAAGUUCUCGAGCAAUUCUUCGUUUAUCUUAUCGAGAAAAUCCUUAUCCAUCACCGAAAGCCAAAAAAGAAUUAGCUGAGAGAACUUCAUUAACCCAAACACAAGUAUCUAAUUGGUUUAAAAAUAGAAGGCAAAGAGAUAGAGCUGCUGGAGGGUCUAGAGAUGGACAACCUCCUCUUUCCCAUUCUGUUGACAGAGAUGAAGAAGAAGUAUUUACUUUUAUUAAUGGAGAUACUUCUGCAGCUGAAGAUGAACAACAAAUUUCAAAUUCCUUAAUUAAUCCAACAACAAAUAUAUUUAAUAAAAAAACAAAAAAAGAAGAAAAAGAAGAGGAGGGAAUAUUAUUAAAUAAUAAUAAUCAAAUGAUAUUAGAAAAUAAUAAAAUUGAAGAAAAAUAUUUAUUAAAAACAAUAAAUAAUUCAGUUUACACCCCAACUUCUUCUUCUCUUUCCACAUCAUUCCAAAACAGAGAAGGAAUAAUAAAUGAUAAUAAUAUUAUUAUAAAUCCAAAAAUUUUAAAUAAUUUUCAUCAAAAUAUAAAUCAAACAAUGCUAGGAAGCAGUGGGGGAAUAGCAGCAGCUUGGAUGGGUAUAGCAUACGGAAAUGGAGGAAAUGGAAGAGGAGUAGAUCCAAGAAGAUCAAUAAUUAGAGCUGAAGAUGCAGCUCUGCAGCUGAAGAUGCAGAUGAUUCUGCAGAUGACCGCCCUUUCCGUUAAUUCUGAGGCUUUUCUUUUAUCCAAGAGCUUUUUUUAUUUUCUUUUUGCCCAUUCAAUCCCCUUUGGCGCAUUUUGUGGAUUGAAUUUCUCAUGA
This is a messenger RNA of Meloidogyne enterolobii, 1891 nucleotides long. Lineage: Eukaryota; Metazoa; Nematoda; Chromadorea; Rhabditida; Meloidogynidae. The record is from the annotation of a GenBank genome assembly.